Molecule: messenger RNA, 2887 nt
Organism: Sebastes umbrosus (honeycomb rockfish)
Lineage: Eukaryota; Metazoa; Chordata; Actinopteri; Perciformes; Sebastidae
Gene: gask1b
Product: golgi associated kinase 1B
Exons: 4
Coding region: 100-1614 (504 amino acids)
Cellular component (GO): Golgi apparatus
Source: RefSeq, a predicted model, not a curated record
UUCCAAAAAUGAGUUUGGGAAGUUGUGUGCUCCUCCCAGCAGGUUUGAGUUUGGCUAAAAAAAAAAGACACUCAACCAUGAGAGCACCAUAAGUUCUAAAUGGGGAAGUCUCGCUUUCACUGGCUGCUCUUCCUCUUCCCUUUUCUCAGACUGACCAGCAGCUUUCGGAGGUGCCCUCUUUCCAACAGGAGUUUGAUCAUUGGGAGCGCGUGUGUUGUCUAUCUGUUGGUGGUGGUUUCACAAGUUGGAUACUCGCAGCAGCCGCACAGAAGGAUUGACAAAGACAAGUACCGACACACCACCCGUGGAUUGUAUAAUCUGGAUAUCAGUGAUGCGCUGCCAGACCUUGUGGACUUGCAGACUGGUGCGAACUUUGUGGACCCAACACGAUCCAAUGUGGUUUACAUAACGCUGAAGACUAAGCGCCUGAAACCUGCACAUAUUCGAGCUACAAUCAGACCAAAACUGAGGAGAAAGGUGAGAAGGAAUAAGGAAGCUGAUUCAGCUUUUACGCACAAUAAACUUGGCACUUUGGAGCGUCAAAUUAUGCGCAACGUUGCACCCAAGACUUCCUGGGGAGGAAAGAGGGAUGUUUAUUAUAAAUCUUUGGAUAUAAUACAAACAGACGAAGAGGCAGACUCUCACAUUAGCUCUAUCCGGAUUUACAGCCAGAAAGCACCGCCGUGGUUCAGCCAGCAGGACGUGGAGGCCAUGCGCUUUCUUGCGGAUGCCAAAGUUUUGCGCAUCAAAGAAGUUUCUCGUGGAGACUCUGCGUCACUUCUGAUAUUUGAGGGCGAGACGAGCGUUUCAGUGAGCAACCAAAAACUCACACAACAAAGGGACAAUGUAUGUGGAGGACAGUGUGGAGUCAUCAGCAGCCCAGUGGACACUACUGAGGUGUUUGCUUUCCAUUUGGACAGGGUGCUGGGGCUCAAUAGGACUUUACCAGCUGUCAGCAGGAAGUUCAGCUUCUUACAUGAUGGCCAGCCCUGUCCAGUGGUGUCAUGGGAUGCAUCUCUCUACCCAGAAGGCCUUGCUGCAGGCUGGUCCACCGUGAGGUUAACAUGGGGGGAGUACCAGAGCUCCCUGAAACAGAGGUGUUGGCAUAAAAACAUCAGCCCGAAGCCUGACUCCGGCUGCUCCACAGUUCAUCACUACGAGUGGAGUAAACUGGCUCUGUUUGACUUCUUGCUGCAGAUUCACAACCGUCUGGAUCAGAGCUGCUGUGGAUUCAGGCCCAGGCAGGAGGAUGUGUGUGCUGAAUGUGAGGACCAAAACCACAUACAGCUGACCAACAUCAUCCACAGGGGUCACGACCCCAGGCACCUGGUCUUCACCAACAACAAGGGCUUCUUUGACCGCAAUGAGGACAACCUGGACUUCAGGCUGCUGCAAGGAAUCAAAGAGCUCCCAGAGCAGGCGGUGUCGGUGCUGACAAGCAGGAGGCUGAGGGAGAAGCUCCUCCAGUCUCUGUUCCUGGACCAGACGUACUGGGAGAGCCAGGGCGGCCGGCAGGGCAUCGACAAGCUGAUCGAUGUGAUUGAGAGGCGAGCCAAGGUGCUCCUCACCUACAUCAACGCUCACGGGAUCAAAGCCAUCACAAUGAAGACGUGAUGAGAGUCACAGCGGUCAAGUGGCAACAUUACUGAGACAUGAAUACAUUUAAUCCCGUUGAUUAACUUGAUCUCUGUGACUUCACUGAAUGUCCUUUUUUAAAAAUAACAAUAAUCAUAUUGCUAAUGAAGGACUUAUUAUAAAUUGCCUGCUAUCCUUUCAAAAUAGCAUCAAUUGCGUUGUUGUGUUGUCAUUUGCAUAAAAUACUGAGAGAGGCUCUAAUUUAACUAAUCUUGACCUUUACAAUGAGCCUAACUUUUACUUAAAGGAACAGUGUCAAGUACUUAUGGGGGAUCUAUUCGCAUAAAUGGAAUAUCAUAUCAAUUAAUAAGUACGUUUGCUGUAGUGUAUAAUCACCUGAAAAUAAGAAUCAUUGUUACCUUAGAAAUGAGCCGUUUAUAUCCACAUACGGAGCGCUAUGUUGCACUUCCGUGUUUCUACGGUAAUCCUGAACGGACAAACCAAACACUGGCUCUAGAUAAGGCCAUUCACGACUUCACGUUUUUGCAUUGGCCACCUACACGCUUGGCACACGGGAGAAGUUUCAGUUGAUAGAUAGCUAGAUAGCUAGAUACCACCUGAUCCUACACACUGCACCUUUAAGGAAACUACUUCUUUCUUUUGAGUCUUCAUUUCUGUCUUCCCCAGACAGAGGUGAAUCUACUGCCAUUAUUAUGUACAGAAUAGCUGCAGUUAUAACUUUGGCUCCUCCUGAGGCCUUGCAGUGCAUUAAGUGUAAUUUGCAUUUUAUAUGAAUGGAAUGCACUAAAUGACACGUUAUUUUCUUCUCUGCUCCUCCAGUGUGUCGCAGGAAUUAAGAGGUUGAUAAAGCCUGUUAGCGUAAAGCUAACAAGCCACAACCCAGAUCCACUUGGCUUGACUGAGGUCGCACAUUAUACACUGAAAAAAAAUAUUUUGUUUCAAUUGAGUUAUUUAAUCUUGUGUACAGUCUUAAAAGAUCUUUUUUUUCUCAAAGUCAAAGAGUUUUCACAACAUCACAUAUUAGCAUGAAGAUUGUAUAUAAGCAACAACUUGGCAUUGUGACUGUACUUUAUUAAAUGAAGAACUUUAAGGUGAGAAGUCAGAUGGUCUAUUCUAUAUGCACUCUUAUUUUCAAUUUGACUACAAAAACACUCACCAUUUUUACUGUAUUUAUUUAUUUUUGUACUUUCUUCUUUAAUUGAUGAAGAGCAUCAGAUGGUUGAUAAAAGUAUUAUUUGUCAAAUAUUUCAGCUUUGAUGAAUAAAAUCCUUUCUGAGGGAAAUAAGCACAA